CCGGGCGAAGUUUGGUCCGCUGGCCUCAAGUGGCAGAACCCUUUCGCCAUCGGCGCGCAGGGCGACCGCGGGGCCGCGAUUUGGAAGUUCCGCGAGUACUUCCUCGAGAGCGCCGCGCUCCUGGGGGAGCUCCACGAGCUGCGGGGCCAGACGCUCCUGCGCCACAGCGGCCCCGCGGAUCUGCCGCGCCGACGUGCUCAUAACGGCCUGCGUGGAGCAGAAGGAGCCCGGCUGCGCCAGCGAUGGCCCGACGUCCGACGAGGGCGAGAGCGGCGCCCCUAUUCCCCGCGCGGGGGCGGGCUGGCUCGGCGCGGGGGCCGCCUGUCUCGGUGGGCCGCGACCCCGGCGAGGGGCAUUGGCGCCGCCAUCUCCUGCGCGCUUGCUUGCUCGCGUGUCGGGGCCGACCCAUUCGACGGCCUUGAGGCGCGCGUGAAGACCGCCCCCAUGGAGAUCCUCGGCUGCGAGCGGAACUUCAGGCGGGGCGGCGUCGCCAAUCGCCCGGCCGCCAGCAUCGACUUCGAGUUGAUCGGCGCGGUCGGCGCGCGCCUCGAGGAUCCGGGCGCGGCGGUCAUAGGCAAGCACCGCGCGGGCGCCCCUCUUGGAUGGCGCGGGCGGCUGCCCCGCGCGCCCGCGGCGACCCAGCGCCCGGGCGCCAUCGUGGACAAUUUUCUGGAGCAGGAGGAGGUUGGGAUGAAGGUCAGGACGACGUACGCGCAUGCGAAGGCCGAGUUUGGCGGCCGCCUCCGCGUGGCCUCGCUGGGCGCGCUCGAGCAGAGGGAGGGUGAGUUCCAGAUCGUCAACGACGGCGCGCGCGGAGUCCGCGUCGACGCCGCCAUUCGCGUCCGAGACCAGGAGGCAUGCCCCGCGGCGCGCGAUCUCGUCGCUGCGCUGGACUGCGGGAUCGGCCGCCAGGAGCGCGCGCCAGGCGGCGAGGCCGGUCGUCGCAGGUGCGCGCUGUUCAUGCUCGUCCUGGACAUCUCGAAGGCGCACCGCCGUGUCCCCGUUCGCCGAGAGGAUUGGGGUCUCCAGGCGCGUUCGAACCGUCGUCUUGGGCAGUUCCCCGGCCCUCGCGAUCCCGUGUGGUUGAACACCGCCGGGACUUGCGGGAUCGGUUGCGCCUCCUAUUCGCGGCGGCGCCUCGGCGCGCUGCUGCACAUAAUCCUGUCAUGCGUCGUCGGGCCCGCAGGCUUGCUCUGGGCGCUAUGCUUCGCCGACGACUCCAUCUGGCUCGCUGGCGGCGCCGCGGUCCAGCGGCCGCUAGUUUUAGGCCUCCUCCUCCUCUUCCUCCGUGCCUUCGACGUGCCGAUCAAGCGGGCGAAGUUCCGGGACGGCAGGCGCGCGGAGUGCAUGGAUUGGGUAUUUCUUCGACCUCGAGGCCUGGCUGGCGUCAGCGAUGGCCGCAGCAGGUGGGCGGCCGAAUGGUGCCGCCGAGUUGCCAGAGAGCGCGAGAUUCUCAUGGGCCACUUCCGUGAGUGGUUCGGGCGCCUCGGCUUCGUGGCAACGCUGCUCUUGUACAUGAGACCAUUUUGGAGCCCUCUGUGCGCCUGGGCCGCGGCCGCGCCAGCAGACGCCAGGGUGCACGUUCCGCCCAUGACCAAGUGGGUAUUGACAUGGCUCGCGGAGGCGUUCGAGGCUCGCGUCCGCAUCCCUUUCGGGCGACCCGUGCGCCACCUGGGGGAGAAGUACCGCGCCGACACCAAGGCGGAGGGCGACCUCAUCGUCGCCGGGGGCUGGGAGGUCGCAGGCCACGAGGGGCCGGCUGGGGCCCGGUGGCUCUCUUGCCGGCCAGCCAGGCAG
Prorocentrum cordatum is the source of this 1797-nucleotide messenger RNA. Lineage: Eukaryota; Dinophyceae; Prorocentrales; Prorocentraceae. The record is from the annotation of a GenBank genome assembly.